UGCAGUUGCCAUCAUAACAAGCAGUUGCUUAGAGGGAAAUUCAUACUGACAAAGGUAGCUGUGUGAGCACAGGCUGCGGACACGAAAAUGCCAAAAGGAGAGGAUUCGCCACAAUAAGAUAGUCUUAGCUGGGGUAUAAUGAGCGAUAUUUGGAAUAAGAUGUCAGUUGGAACUGUCUGCGUCACCGCUGGUUUAACGGGUCUUUUAAGUUUUGUGUUUCUGGCGGUAGCGAUAGGUACGGAUUAUUGGUACAUCAUCGACGUCUCAAACUCCAGAUAUAACUAUGGGGAACAUUGGGAGGAUUUAAACUCUCAUUCUGGACUCUGGAGAAUUUGCGAAGGUAAAAAUGCUUGCAUUGCUUUAAUAGACCCUUUUGGGGAAGAGAAUGAGAGUGUACCUGAAUCACAACGUCACUUACUGUUUAUGCAGAAAGUGUUUGUCAUUUUGCUCCCUCUAAGUCUGGUUCUCCUGGUGCUUGGAGGUAUCUGUGGGCUGGUCAGCUCUUUGGCACAUGGUCUGUACAUGCUGCUGUUCACUGGUUCAUACUUUCUACUUGGAGGUGCAUUGACCCUGGCUGGGAUCUCUGUAUACAUCGCUUAUUCAAAAGCAGCCUUCGCCAUUGCCAUGAGUUUGUACGGACACAAGUUGUUUGAUAAUGUUUACAUUGGUUUUAGUUGGUCCAUGGGUCUGGCCUGCCUUUCUUGUGUCUUAGAGGUCAUUGCUGGGGCUUUGUUUCUUCUGGCUGCCAAGCUCACUGCUGUACAGCAACGCGAGCAGUCAGCAACCAUAUGA
Molecule: messenger RNA, 792 nt
Organism: Chiloscyllium plagiosum (whitespotted bambooshark)
Lineage: Eukaryota; Metazoa; Chordata; Chondrichthyes; Orectolobiformes; Hemiscylliidae
Gene: tmem235b
Product: transmembrane protein 235b
Cellular component (GO): apical plasma membrane
Source: RefSeq, a predicted model, not a curated record